AUGGCCAGAGUCUGGUUUGUUUACAGCUCGUGGUGUUUACAUGCCUGUACCACGUGGUGUCCCGCCCCUCCCCCGCCCACAACUCGACGUAAUGGCGUCACGCAUCACGCUGCCGUUACGUCGGUGUCGGGCUGUAGAUUCGCGCUGCACGGACUGUGGAUAAAUCAGCGGUUCCGGGCUGUCGUGGCGUGUUUUCCGAUUUUCAUGUCUUACUUAAUCUACGACUGGUGA
Knipowitschia caucasica is the source of this 231-nucleotide messenger RNA. The record is from the annotation of a GenBank genome assembly. Lineage: Eukaryota; Metazoa; Chordata; Actinopteri; Gobiiformes; Gobiidae.